AUGGAGGAGGUGAUGGAGGAGGUGAUGGAGGAGGUGAUGGAGGACGUGAUGGAGGAGGUGAGGAUGGACGUGAUGGAGGAGGUGAUGGAGGAGGUGAUGGAGGACGUGAUGGAGGAGGUGAUGGAGGAGGUGAUGGAGGAGGUGAUGGAGGACGUGAUGGAGGAGGUGAUGGAGGAGGUGAAGGAAGAGGUGAUGGAGGACGUGAUGGAGGAGGUGAUGGAGGAGGUGAUGGAGGACGUGAUGGAGGAGGUGAUGGAGGAGGUGAGGAUGGACGUGAUGGAGGAGGUGAGGAUGGACGUGAUGGAGGAGGAGAUGGAGGAGGUGAUGGAGGAGGUGAUGGAGGAGGUGAUGGAGGAGGUGAUGGAGGAGGUGAAGGAGGACGUGAUGGAGGAGGUGAUGGAGGACAUGAUGGAGGAGGUGAUGGAGGACGUGAUGGAGGACGUGAUGGAGGAGGUGAUGGAGGAGGUGAUGGAGGACGUGAUGGAGGAGGUGAUGGAGGAGGUGAUGGAGGAGGUGAUGGAGGAGGUGAUGGAGGACGUGAUGGAGGACGUGAUGGAGGAGGUGAUGGAGGAGGUGAUGGAGGAGGUGAUGGAGGAGGUGAUGGAGGAGGUGAUGGAGGAGGUGAUGAGGAGGUGA
Messenger RNA from Knipowitschia caucasica, 636 nucleotides. The record is from the annotation of a GenBank genome assembly. NCBI's taxonomy places the organism in Eukaryota, Metazoa, Chordata, Actinopteri, Gobiiformes, Gobiidae.